Molecule: messenger RNA, 2521 nt
Organism: Owenia fusiformis
Lineage: Eukaryota; Metazoa; Annelida; Polychaeta; Sabellida; Oweniidae
Source: the annotation of a GenBank genome assembly
CUGUAUAUACCUGGUCCUUAUACUGAUCAGCAUGACGUCUCUCAUCAUCAGCAUUCAUUAACAAUUCCUUGAUCUUCUUCUCUGCUCUACGAUUACCCUUGGCAAGUGCCUGACGCUCCCUAUAACAAACAAACAAGAACAUCUUUUCUCAAUAUCUAUCAAUCCAUGCUUUCAUACAUACAUUGGUAACAUACAUCAUCCUGAUGCACGAUAAACACAUAAAUAUCUAGCAACUCAGUCUUCUAAUAGAGACAGAUAACAGAGACAAUUGAAAAACCACAAAAAUGAAGGGAUCAAAUUAAUUAAGCAUCGACCUUUAAGAAUGCAAUUUUCAAAUCUUCAAAAUGAUUCUAGGUUUAGGUAUCAAUGUUGCUCCAAUGCUGGGGAUAACACUAGACUAAUCGGAGAGCAUAUUAUAUAAUUAACGGGUUAGACCAAUGGGAGAUCAUAUAAUAAAUAACAUGCUAUUAUUAUCACUGAUGAUUUUAUUAAAUUCUAGAGUUUCUAUCGGUACUUAUAAGUAAUUUUGGCGCUUUAGAAAUCUUAUUUGAUCACAACGGAGGAUCAAGACAAGCAAAUACAAGGUAAGUCUACUUGUUUUUUAAAAAGCUACAUAAACAUUUUACAUAAAAUAAACAUUUUUCAAAAAAAAUUGCCAAUCCAUCAGUUUGUUCUUUGGUCUCAGCUUUCAAUUGUUCCAAAUUUAUUAUGUAUUUUAACGGGUUAAGUCGAUUCUUUCCUUAAUUUCUUUUGUAUAAGGGAGAUAUAUUACUACGGAAUAUACGAAAGGGAUGCUCAUAAAUUUCAUAAAUUCAGGUUAAUUUUUUUGUAAUAUGGGACAUUAAUAAUUGUAUGACAUUUAGUUAAUAUGACUAACAUAAUAUUUUGUAUGUAUAAUGUGAAAUUUGAUACUGUGCCUAAUUUUAUAUUUUUCAAAAUACAAUGUAAAUACUGCUUCAUUUUGUAGAUGCAUUGUAUUUUGAGGUAUCGUUGAACUUUUAAAAAUAAUUUCUCUAUAUGUUUUAAUCUUUUAAUUAUCUAACAUUAAAAUUAAAUUGACCAUUCUAAGAACACAUUGAUUCACACCAAUCCUUCAUUACAGACUUCGAAAUAAACAAACACUGAUUUAGAGCUGUCUGUUAGAGUGGAAGGCUUGGACCAGUAGUUAACAACAGUAAAACAAUGAACAGUACGCUAGGACAAGACAUGGCUGCCAACCAUACACUUAUAGAUAACACCAACAAUACCAGCAGACAGCCUGGUGAAAUUCAUAAACUAUGGGUGGACUUGACUAUUAACAUUUUUAUCUGCCUCUUCACUAUAACUGGCAAUGGUCUCCUUCUGUGGACUGUAUACAAAGUAGAGUCUCUCCAAACAGUUACCAAUAUGUUCAUUGUGAAUCUUUCAGGUGUUGAUUUAUUUACUGGUGUCAUUGUACUACCCAUGGCAAUGGCUACUAACUAUGUCAUACCUCUUAUCACGGGCAACUAUAUCCAAAACAAGUUUGUUUGUUUGCUCAAGACAUUCUUAUUGUUAUCAUGUAAUGGGUUAUCAGUAUUAGGGUUGAUAGGCAUUGCGAUAGAACGUUACAUCGCAAUUUUGUAUCCAUUAAGGUACAUCAAUCUGAUGACUGUAAAUAAGGCAAAAAUCUUCAUCGUAAGCUUAUGGGUUUAUAUCUUGUCAAUCACCCUUAUUAUGUUUAUAGAUGGCCUUAAUGUCUAUCAACACGGGCAACAAUGUACAACUAAUAAUACCCUAGAGCCAUCAUACUUCAUGCUUCUCAAAAUGAACAUUUUCCUCCCCGUUUUAGUGACCAUAAUUGUCUAUUCAAAGAUCGCGUGGGUUGCAUAUAAGCAUCGAGUGAAGAUCCAUAGUGAACUCGCAAGCAUUGAUAAUGCUAGAGCUGUCGCUUACAAAAAUGAGCACUCAUUCAUGAGAACAUCCACGAUUGUAAAUGUUGUCUUUAUUAUCAUGUAUGGACAGUUUAUGAUAAUAUCAUCAAUUAAAUUGAGUCCCGAGCCUGAAUGGUAUAGGACAUUGUGGAACGUAUCAUCAGCCAUCUUGUGGUUGAAUAGUGGAGUGAACCCGUGGAUUUAUGCCAUGCGUCAUAAGAAGUUCAAGAAAGCAAUGCUGUUUGCCCUCAAAAUAAAACCAAAUGAAGAUGACAUUGCCUAAAACAGUAUAGAAUCUGAUUUUUCUUGGGAUCUGAUCUUUUAAUUGAAACCAAGUGUGGAUUUCAUGGCACAGUUUGUAAGACAAAAAGGAAACGUGUGGUUAAUAUAUACCAUUUGUACAAAUGAUUUGAGCCUCAACAGCAGAUUAAUGCUUUUUCUUUGUAAAUAUAUAAAUUACAACAUUACACCUGCUUUUAUGCUUUUAAUUAACGUUCUUUCUUUGUAAAUAUAUAAAUGUCACCAUUACACCUGUUUUUAUGCUUUAAAAUCAAUGUAUUUUCUUUGUAAAUAUAUAAAUGUCACCACUAAAUCUGUUUUUAUGUUUUAACUUUGAUAAAGUUAUUUAA